Messenger RNA from Agelaius phoeniceus (red-winged blackbird), 694 nucleotides. It is a transcript of the gene METTL26, whose product is annotated as methyltransferase like 26. The record is from RefSeq and is a predicted model, not a curated record. NCBI's taxonomy places the organism in Eukaryota, Metazoa, Chordata, Aves, Passeriformes, Icteridae.
AUGCAGGUCCCGGCGGCCGCGGAGCGGAACAAGGGCCCGAUCCUGGCGGUGCUGCGGGAGUGCGCGGGGCCGGGCGCGGGGCCGGGCGCGCUGCGGGUGCUGGAGGUGGGCGCGGGCUCGGGGCUCCACGCCGCGCACUUCGCGCGGGCGCUGCCGCAGACGCGCUGGCAGCCCUCGGACAUCGACCCCCGGGCGCUGCGCAGCAUCGCUGCCUACGUGGAGGCCACGGGGGUGCCCAACCUGCUGCCCCCCAUCCUGCUGGACGUGUCCCAGGGCUGGGAGACCUGGGGGGGCACCCAGCCCUCCACCCUGGACCUCGUGGUCAGCAUCAACAUGAUGCACAUCGCAGAGCUGCGCUGCACCGAGGGCCUGUUCAGGGGUGCUGGGGUGCUGCUGAAGCCCGGAGGUGUGCUCUUCACCUAUGGGCCCUACGCCGUGGACGGCCAGAUCAGCCCCCAGAGCAACGUGGACUUUGACCGCAGCCUGAGGCAGAGCAAUCCCGCCUGGGGGCUGCGGGACACGGCGCUGCUGCGGGAGCUGGCCGAGGCCAACGGGCUGAGCCUGGAGAGGAUGGUGGACAUGCCGGCCAACAACAAGAGCCUGAUCUUCCGCAAGCUGUAACCUGCCCUGACGGCACUUCCAGCGCCUCCCGGCACUGCUGUCCCCAUGAUGCCUCUUGCAGGCUGUCACUGUC